UUUGUCAUUUGUUUCCCGAAAUGGCUCCCCCACAAGUCAAGUACACACAGUUGUUCAUCAACAAUGAGUUUGUGAACUCGGUCAGUGGGAAAACCUUCCCUACCAUCAACCCACAGACAGGAGAAAAGAUAUGCGACAUUCAGGAGGGAGACAAGGCCGAUGUGGACUUGGCAGUGAAGGCCGCUCGUGAGGCAGUCAAACUCGGGUCGCCAUGGCGAACGAUGGAUGCUCAGGACCGCGGCAAAUUGAUGCAGAAGUUGGCCGACCUGUUUGAAAGGGAUGCAGAGCACAUUGCUUCCUUAGACACCCUGGACAAUGGCACGCUGUACACGACUAUGUACGGCUGUGUUCAAGGGUCGGUGGAGGUACUGCGUUACUUUGCUGGUUGGGCUGAUAAGAUCCACGGCAAGACCAUACCGAUCAAGGGUGACUUUUUCUGUUACACGCGUCAUGAGCCAGUAGGUGUGUGUGGUGCCAUCAUACCAUGGAACUUCCCCGCUGAGAUGCUGAGUUGGAAGCUUGGUCCCGCCCUCUGUUGUGGGAACAGCUUAAUUAUCAAACCAGCUGAGCAGACCCCACUCAGUGCUUUGCACAUUGCUUCAUUGAUCAAAGAGGCUGGUUUUCCGGCCGGAGUUGUCAACAUUAUUCCCGGCUAUGGCCCGACUGCAGGAGCCGCCAUCUCUGAACACAUGGACGUUGAUAAAGUGGCCUUCACUGGCUCUACUGAGAUUGGGAGGCUGAUCCAAGCAGCAUCUGGGACCAGCAAUCUGAAGCGUGUUUCCUUGGAGAUGGGAGGCAAGAGUCCCAACAUCAUCUUUGCUGACGCAGACUUGGAUUACGCCGUCGAGGAGAGUCACGAGGCGAUCUUCUUCAACAUGGGGGAGUGUUGCUCAGCUGGGUCCCGUACCUUUGUCCAGGAAGGCAUCUAUGAUGAGUUUGUCAAGAAGAGUGUUGAGCGAGCCAAGCGUCGCGUCGUCGGUAAUCCGUUUGAAGAGAAGACAGAGUCAGGGCCUCAGAUUGAUCAGGACCAAAUGGACAAGAUUCUAUCGUACGUCGAGAUUGGUAAGAAAGAAGGAGCUAAGUUAGAGUGCGGAGGACAGCGCAUCGGUGACAAGGGAUACUUCGUCCAAUCCACCGUCUUCUCAAAUGUGACCAAUGAAAUGAGAGUGGCUCAGGAAGAGAUCUUUGGCCCAGUUCAGUUGCUCAUCAAAUUCAAGACACUGGAUGAAGUUCUGGAGAAGGCUAACAACACUCAGUAUGGUUUAGCUGGAGGGGUUUUCACUAAGGAUAUCGACAAGGCUCUGACGAUCGCUAAUAGCCUACAAGCUGGCACCAUCACGGUCAACAACUAUUCUGGAGGUGGGGCUAAUGCUCCCUUCGGUGGGUACAAGAUGUCUGGCAUUGGACGUGACCUUGGAGAAGAUGCUCUGCAUGAGUAUUAUCAAGUCAAAACUGUCAUUGUGAAGGUGCCAGUGAAGAACUCUUAGAUCUUCCAAUCUUGGACUUCAGAUCAGUCCAGUCUUGCAAACAUGUAAACGUUUGCCAAACACAAAAUGACUGCCAUCCAGCACAGUGCGUAUUUCUAAGCAAUAUUUUUUUCACUUAUGAAGCCACAGAAAUGAUUAUUGAAUUUCCGAGAGCAUUUGCCUCAAUGAGAAUAAUUUCAGCCAAAUAAUCUUGCUUUAGACUUGCUCAGUGCUUCGCCUAGUUAUUACAUUUUGUUUGAAGUUUUGACGACGUUGAUAACUGUUUCUUCAUUACUAAUGUCUUUAACACCACAUGUAUACUGUAGAAUGCAGCAUUUAACUCUCCCAACACGACGCAAUUUUAUUUUGUCUCUUUUGUUGCAAAUAAAUUUUAUUUUGAAGUUUGAUAUUUUCUUCAAUACCAACUCUUUUAACAAAAUUAAUAGCUUGCUGUUUUGCUUUAUGUACAACAAUAAUUAUAAAUUGUGUCUGUUGUUUAACCUUUAUAGCAGAAUCCAUGAUUUCCUGUAUUGAUUCAAGUUUGCCAAAUUGUACCUUCUGAUACAAUAAUAUAUUUUAUUUUCAAAUUCUCAGUAAGAAAUGGUUGAGGAAAAGUAAAAAUAAAUCUAUUUGAUUCUUUCAGAUAAUGGAUUUCACGAUUGUGCCAGUUGCUCAAACAUUUUAAUUAGAAUUCUCGUAUUCUUAAUCAUUUAUAUUUUGAAGAUUUUGUCACAAGUAUAAUCAUGUAAUUUGUAAUCGAGAGCUAGUAAUGCUCCGUUUGGUUUGAUAAUAAUCAACUGAAAUUCUGUGAGACAGAAUUGUGAUAUUUGUAUGAAAGUGAUUUGUCUAGAUCCUAAUUAAACUUGAAAUAAUGUCCCACACUUGCAAAUUCGUGACCUAAAAAGAAAUAGUCAUUGUUGGACCGUUUCAAUUAUUUCAAUAUAAACAGACCAGGUUGGUAUUAUGUAAGCUAAUGACUAUGUGAACAGUAUAAAGAUAGAUUAUAAUCUUUGGCCAUAGUACAUCACAGCAUAGUGAAAAAUAUGCAUCAACCUUUUUCCAGUGAUAUGAAACAUUGUGAAGUGGUGAUAUGUUUGUUCAUUUUUAACAAAAUUAUUUUUUUUUUUAAUUAUUAUAUAUCCAGCUUCAAUCUGUUAAAACAGUUCUAUAAAAGCCAAAAUAUUAUGUCUGUUUUGAUAUAAUAGAGAUCAGAUUGUGAAUCGGAUGUCGUAACUGAUGCUUUUUGAAAGAGUUUGUUAUACUUCUCAGAAGAAAAACAGAGAAAAGCAAGAAAACAUACAUAAAUAUCUGUAGUUUCAUUUUGUUCAAUAAACAUUUCUUUCAAGGCUAAA
This is a messenger RNA of Patiria miniata (bat star), 2818 nucleotides long. Its product is annotated as retinal dehydrogenase 1-like. Bases 21 to 1487 code for a protein of 488 amino acids. Gene Ontology annotation, molecular function: aldehyde dehydrogenase (NAD+) activity. The record is from RefSeq and is a predicted model, not a curated record. The transcript is spliced from 13 exons. Lineage: Eukaryota; Metazoa; Echinodermata; Asteroidea; Valvatida; Asterinidae.